Molecule: messenger RNA, 3344 nt
Organism: Styela clava
Lineage: Eukaryota; Metazoa; Chordata; Ascidiacea; Stolidobranchia; Styelidae
Product: monocarboxylate transporter 2-like
Biological process (GO): transmembrane transport; monocarboxylic acid transport
Cellular component (GO): basolateral plasma membrane
Molecular function (GO): monocarboxylic acid transmembrane transporter activity
Source: RefSeq, a predicted model, not a curated record
CGUCGUACGUUCUUUGUGAUCUGCUAGUCGUUGAAGGCCAUCGUUCCGUAAAAAUUUGAGUUGCCAUACGAUUUUCGCAGUCUUGUAAACAAAUUUUGCUGUUUUGUUUGCGCGCAGAAUAGCAUGAUAUAUCCUGUUUACGCUUUGGCGUCAUUGUGGCCCAUGCGUGUGGCUGGAGUGUAGGUUUAGAGUUAGUGAUUCAUUCGUGGCCUAACCAUGCUUAGUCUGGAUUAAUUUUAUUCACUUGGGUACUUGAAUAAUACGGCAAUGCCGCCACGUCACGAUCCAAAAUAGCCAGUGCUUAGCUUUUGCAGCGAGCGGAUCAGCUGAUGCCGGUUUAUAAACUGAACAAAAGAGCUUUGCAACUAGAAAGGGAUUUCGUGAAUAAACGGCAGAUAGAGUGUUUAUAGCGUUACUGAUAUCUGGUGUGGACAUUAGCUAGAGUUGCCUUUCGUGCAAGUUGUAGCUUUCUCUGUUUUAGAUUUAUAUAUUCUAGAACUUUUCCAAUCCAAGACCGAUGAAAUAUUAUGAUUUUAAAAUAAAUCAAGAUGUAAAUGAGUAUUGUUCAAAAUAUGCCAGGAAGUCACAUUGAAAUAAAAGUAUUUGCAAAUAAGGACUAAAAAUAGGAAACCAGACUUAAAUUUACUACUGGCGACGUUGUAGAAACGGAUGGUUUAUAAAUGUUGAAGUUAACUUUUAUUUUUAAUCAGACUGAUCUAUGGAGAAAUUUGUCAGCUAAACGGCAAACUGUACGAGAGAAUAACAACUAGCUUUUUUCAAAUUUUUGUCUGACAUAGUUGGUAGGAAUGAACCUUUGAUUUGGGGUCGCUAUAACUACACAGACCGAUUGUUGUUUUCUGCUCGCAUAAUCAUAAUAUCUAAUUUUCGAAUUUCAGUAUUUUCUUUUGGUUGGAGCGUUGAACCUUAUAUAUAUAUAUGACUGUAAAAUAUAUUGGCCGACACGGUGAGCCCAUCAUAAAGAGGUCGAAGUAGAUGCUUCAACGUGUAGAGGGGUCCUUGUGGAUGGAUAUCCGGAGACCUGGUAAUUAUUACCGGAGUCCCAAAAACUGCAAUAAAACGUAAUAAUUUGCGGAAUAUAAAAUAUACAACAAUUUGGAUAUGGAGCCUACUACAUCUACGAGCAAUAAAGCAAGUUGGGCAACUCAAGCCAAAUGCAUUAUUUAUGGAUAUUGUAUGUUCCUGACAACAUUUUCUCUAAUCAAAACAACAGGCGUGUUUUUCAUUCACCUUCAAAAUGAUUUCGGGGCUUCUGCUGCCCAGGCAUCUUUCACUAUCAGUUUACCCAGUGCGGUCGUUUUUAUGGGAGGUCCUGCCUACGGAGCUGUUUUCAAUUCUGCCGGCAUUAAACCAACUUUUGCAUUAGCUGGAAUUUUAAUGUUUAUCGGGUUUGGAAGCUGCUUCUUUGCAUCAAACUUAUUUUUUACACAAAUUUUCAUGUGCAUUGCAGGUAUUGGGGCAGGUUUGUCAAAUGUGGCAACACUCACUUUGUUGGGGCGGGCAUUCUAUACAAGCCGCCCAGUAGCACUUGGCGCUCUUGCUAUGGGCGGGGCAACAGCCGUAGCGGUGGGUGGACCAGCUUUACAGUUGUGCAUAGACUCGUACACGUGGCGUGGGGCGUUAUUGAUUCUUGGCGCAUAUUGUCUUCACGGUGUUGUAAUCGGAUUAGCUUUGGAACCUGUUUAUUUGGAGAUUGUUAGAAAAAGAGAGACAGCGCUAAUUUUGAGAGUCCUCAAAUCUCCCGCCAGAGAAAGGAACUACGAAAUUGAAGAUUCUUGUUCAAAUGACCGCUCAUCUAGAUCAAGCACAGAUGAAGUGUUUGGAGAGGAAAAUAUUGUAUUUGAAGAGCAACAACGAACUUCGACACCGUUUGUUAGUCCUCGUACACGACGACUUCAGCGACGCAAGUCUUCAGUCUACGAUCGAUUUGCUGCUCUCGGAACAAAUUUUGCAUCAGUAUUUGAUGUCAGCUUACUAAAAAACCCUUGGUUUGUCUGCUAUUGUCUUUCGUGUGGAUUCAGUAUAAGUUCGAGAAUUUUAUCCGGUCUUUAUCUAGUGCGCUAUGCACAAGCUUUUGGAAUCAACGAUCAAGAUGCAGCGAUGAAAUUGACGGUAUGUGAAGGAAUUUCAUUUGCAAUGACUCCAGUGAUUGGAUUUUUGACAAGCGUGAAGAGAAAAACAAGUCGAAGGGAGGAAAACAAAUUCUUGCAAUGGAUUCGUAGAAUAAUUUCAUCAAUAAGACGAUCGUAUUUACUUGGAAGUUUUCAAAUUUUAAUGGCAAUUGUCAUCGCAUUUUCAACAAUCAUAACACACAAUGAAGGAUUUGUAGCAUAUGCAGCUAUGUUAGGAUUUUGCUAUGGUGGAGUAACUUCUAUGACCAACGUAGUAUUAGCGGACAUGUUCGGGACGAAGCAACUUGCCGGUGCGUUCGGUUACAGGUCACUGGCAUCGGGAAUCAUGUUUCUUGGAAUACCACCGUCGAUCGGUUACUUUAUAGAUAUGACUGGUACAUAUAAAGUGGCACAAUAUUUUACAGGUACAAUGACAUUAUUAGCUGGCAUUUUGACCAUUUUAAGCCAAGCAAUGAUACUUCGGAAUGAGAGGCUCCUUGACAGAAACAAUAAUAAAAAUGAUGACGUAGUUGUCACGUAGCGAGAUAAACACGCACACGAUCAGCUGAAGUAAUACGGCACGAAAUGACGCCAUGUAAUUAUACAAUUCGAUAAAAACAUAUGCGUCGGUUAGUCGUGAUCCUCCAACAAGAAAUCAACUCCGCUACCAAAAGUGAAUGAUGAUAUCACCAUUGCGCUCGCACGAACCAAAUUUUUGUUGGUCUGUAUACUCGUACGUAUUAUUUUUUCAUUUUAUUGUUUUUUGACAAAUUGCGCGAAAAAAUUAAAGGCGCCAAAACUGGUACAUCAAAAUUGUUGGCAAAAUGGCUCAUACGGUACAAUUGUAUGAUCCGAAAUUGUUAUUGAUGGUCGUUGUAUAGUGUUAACACACACGGGCAAUUAUAUUUUAUAAUUUCAUUUCUUUUUCAAAUUUAUAUUAUUUUAACUGUUCAAAUUUGAGAACAUCGAGCGUACUUGUAUUCAAGUGCUAUAUAAACCGCCUGUUUAUAUUCUUAGUUCGUUCGAAAACGUGCUUUAUUCAGAAUGAAAUAAUAUUGCGGAUCUGUCUACUUUUAUUGCUUAAAUUUAUGUCCUAAAUGACGUUUUUUAUUAUUAUUUCUCUGCACUUCCAUCUCAGUACGAUAUUCGUAAACUCGUGCAAUAAAUAAAAUGCACUUUCUUAUGUUUGCAAUGAUAAACGGACCUCAAAAGUGA